Molecule: messenger RNA, 1071 nt
Organism: Pipistrellus nathusii (Nathusius's pipistrelle)
Lineage: Eukaryota; Metazoa; Chordata; Mammalia; Chiroptera; Vespertilionidae
Source: the annotation of a GenBank genome assembly
AUGGCGCUGCUGUGGGCCCUCAGGGGCGCGACCCGGCGUUUCCCUGGUGGACCCGGGCGCCGGUCCUCACACCCGGCGGCGCGCGGGGAGCGGCCUGGUGGGGAGGAGCUGAGCCGCCUGCUCCUGGACGACCUGGCGCCGGCCCCGCGCUCCCUGGAGCUCCUGUUCGGCCUGUCCCCGUGCCUCCUGGCGCUGCGGGCCGCCCGCCGCCGCGUGGCCCGGCUGCUGCUCCAGGCCGGCCGCGCGGGGCUGCAGGGAGGGCGCGCGGAGCUGCUGCGGGCGGCCGAGGCGCGGGACAUCCCGGUUCUGCGGCCCCGGCGGCAGAAGCUGGACGCCCUGUGCCGCCACCAGGUCCACCAGGGCGUCUGCAUGGAGGUGAGCCCGCUGCGGCCCCGGCCCUGGACUGAGGCCGGGGAGGCGAGGCCAGGCGAUGGCCCCCAGCAGCUUUGGCUCGUCCUCGAGAGGCUCCAGGACCCCCGGAACCUCGGGGCCGUGCUGCGCUCCGCUCACUUCCUCGGAGUGGAUAAGGUCGUCACCAGCCGCAGAAACAGCUGCCCGCUCACUCCGGUAGUCAGCAAGGCCAGCGCGGGGGCCAUGGAGGUGAUGGACAUAUUCUUCACCGAUGACCUGGGCGGUUUUUUGCAGGCCAAAGCCCGGCAGGGCUGGCUUGUGGCUGGCACGGUGGGCUGCCCCGGGCCUGAGAUCUCCGGACCCUCUGAGAUCCCCAUCACUAGUUGCUUGGAGUUCCUCUGGGACCAGCCUACUCUCCUAGUGCUGGGGAAUGAGGGCUCUGGCCUGUCCCCAGAAGUGCAAGCCUCCUGCCAGCUCCUCCUCACCAUCCUGCCUGGCCGGCAGCUGCCUCCUGGCCUGGAGUCUUUGAAUGUCUCCGUGGCUGCAGGAAUUCUUCUUCACUCCAUUUGCAGCCAGAGGAAGGGUUUUCCUGAAGUGGGGAAGAGAGGGCAACAUCUCCAAGACCUCAGAGAACCCUCAGCCACGGCUGAAGGGCCCAGAUUGCCUCAGCACCCAGGACUGUCCUCAGGAUCAGAAAGAGAGAGGCAAGACGGGGGCUGA